AUGGCAUCAGUGAAAGUGGCUGUUAGGGUUCGACCCUUCAAUCAAAGGGAAAAAGAUUUGGACGCGCAAUUAAUAAUACAAAUGAGAGAAAAAACUACAGGAAUUUUAAAUUGCAAGGCAAAUACUAGAGACGAAAAUAUUAGAUACAAAGAAUUUACAUUUGACUAUUCCUACUGGUCCCAUGAUAACAAAUCUGAAAAUUAUGCUUCUCAGGAAAUGGUAUACAACGAUUUAGGAACCGAAGUAGUUGAUUGUGCUUUCGAGGGCUAUAAUGCCUGCGUUUUUGCUUAUGGACAAACUGGAAGUGGAAAAACUUUUACUAUGAUGGGUGGUCCUGAAAAUCAGGGCUUAAUCCCGAGAAUAUGCAAAGCUCUGUUUGAGAGAAUGUCUGAAAAUUCAAAAAGGGGAACAACUCACAGGGUGCAAGUUAGUUAUUUGGAAAUAUAUCAAGAACGAGUUGCUGAUCUACUUAGGGGGCGUGAUAAUAAUUCUUUAAAAGUUCGAGAACACCCCAAAAAAGGACCGUAUGUUCAAGGGCUCACAACUUGUCUAGUAACUAACUACGGACACAUACAGGAGUGUAUGGAGAGAGGUAAUUCUCAUAGAACGACAGCUGCAACUAAUAUGAACGACGUUAGCAGUAGAAGUCAUGCCAUUUUCACUAUAACAUUUGUUCAAGCAGGCUACUGUGAUGGAGUUCCCAGUGAAACAGUUUCCAAGAUCCAUCUAGUAGAUUUGGCUGGAAGUGAAAGGGCCGAUGCCACUGGUGCUACUGGCCAAAGGUUAAAAGAAGGUGCUCACAUCAAUAAAUCACUUGUUACUUUAGGUUCUGUCAUAUCAGCUUUGGCUGAAUUGUCCAGUGAACAGAACGGCCAACGAAAAUCCGUGUUUAUACCUUACCGAGAUUCCGUCCUGACUUGGUUGUUGAAAGACAGUUUAGGUGGCAACUCGAAAACUAUAAUGAUAGCAGCGAUUAGUCCAGCAGACUGUAAUUACGGAGAAACCUUGAGUACGUUGAGAUACGCAAACAGAGCUAAAAACAUUAUUAACCAACCUACGGUCAAUGAAGAUCCUAAUGUUAAACUUAUUAGAGAACUUAGGGAUGAAAUUAGUAAACUUAGGGCUCUCAUGUUUUGCGAACAGAGGUCCGAUAUGUUGGCCCAACUGCACGAGAAGGAAGCAAGAGAAAAGGAAUUAACGGAAGAGUGGACGGGUAAAUGGCGAGAAGCGCAGGCUAUACUUAGAGAACAAAGAGCGUUGGGUUUACGCAAGGCUGGACCAGGAGUUGUUUUAGACUCUGAUAGACCGCAUUUAGUUGCAAUAGAUGAUGAUCCACUGACGACUGGAGUCACAUUAUAUCACUUGAAGGAAGGGAAAACUACAAUUGGUACCGAAGACGCAGAAGUCAAGCAGGACAUCGAAUUAAGAGGUGCUGGUAUGGAACCGCAACAUUGCGCCAUAACUUUCGAAAAUGGUGUUGCCACUUUAGAACCACAGUCUGGUGCUCAUAUAAUGCUUAACAGCACGCUGUUAGAGUCGCCAGCAAGGCUGUCGCAAGGUUGUAUCAUCUUCCUUGGCAAGGCACAUGUUUUUAGGUUUAAUGACCCCGCCGAAGCUGCACAAUUAAGAAAAGGAGAGAAAACCUACAACUUGUCUCGUUUGAGUUUGUUAAGUUGGUCGACGCCAGAUUUGGCGGUCUCGAUGGAAAAUUUGCAGUCGACUCUGGAUGAUGAUAAGACGGAGAUCGAGAUCCAGAGGUUAAAUUUCGAAAAGGAGAAGGAGCAGUUUGAAAAGGAACAGGAAGCGUUUGAGAAAAGACAGGAGGCUUUUGAGAAAAGGAGAAGAACUCUUGAGCUGGCGCAAGCGAAGUUAGAGGCAGAGAAAAUAUCUGUGCAGAAGGAACACGCCGAACAGACCCGCCAAUUACAAGAAGAUUGGCGAAAUCUGACCACACAGCAAAGACAGCGUGAAUCAGAAUUACAAGAAAAGGAAAAGGAACUUAUUCUAAGACGAGCGGAGUUGGAAAGAGAAAGACAAAAAAUUAUGGGCGAAAUAAGUCAAGAAUGUGAAACACUGCAAGAUAUUAAAGCAGGCUUUUUAAACAAAUUCAAUAAUGCUUGCCAAUUAGUUACAUCACAUGCCAAUGAAAUUACCUUUCCUAAUCCCCAAGCCAAGCGACUGUUUCAGGAACUAGUCUCGAAAUCAGACACUAUUCCAUUAACAGAUAGUGAAACGGAUAGUUUGGUGAAUAUUUUAAAUAACGUUAAAGCGUCUUCCAUUAUACAAGAUCUCGUCAGCCAACACAGGAAGGAGUUGGCAGAACUGCAAUUCGAACUAAAUAAAAGGGUUCAAACAGUUUGCGAAAGACAAAAAAGUGUAGAGUUAUUAGAUAAAAAAAUAAUAGAUUUAGUAGACGAACAGAAAUCGUUACGUUUAGAGGAAAAUACGGACGAACAACUGGAAAAUUUGAAGGAAUCUCUGUCAAAAAGAACCGAAGAUGAAUUAAAGAGAAUCGAACAGAAGAAGCAGGGUUUGACUUUGAAUUUGUCCAAAGUUAAUUCCGUACAAAGUCCGGAAUCUUUUAAUGGCAAUGGUUGUGGUACGGAGAAGGGGACGCUUAGUAGCGACACUUACCACACAGCAGCGAGCAGCUGUUCCCCGGUCUUAAACGUGAGGAAACCCGAGUAUCUUAUGAGCGACAGCGGUGUUGAACUGAGGCCUGCGUCUAUGCCACCGGAUGAAAGUGACCUCUCCAGUAAUGAAGACAAGUUGGUUGUAAGUGACUCACAAUCUACAAGUUCCAUAGAAAAUCAUUCCCCAGUGAUCAAGAAGAAUAAGAAGAGGGAAACGGAAUUACUGCUAAGAAGACUGGUGCAAAGGAUCACUCAACAAAAACAACUUAUUGUACGGAAUUUGGACAAUCAGUGCCCUAAAGCACAUUUAGAUUCUCAGAUAGCUGUAUUGCAAGAACUGCAAAGACAGUACAUGUCCCUAAAAUAUGGUUGUGUGUCAUCUUUGUCUCCUACAACGGAGCACCCGCUGCAAGAUAUCGACAGUCCCAGUCCCAUUAGGCCUUUACAUACAGGAUCUACAUCUGCCUUAUAUUCCCCGCCGUUUCAAAAUCAACGAUUGUCUCCUUACAACCAGAGUUUAUACAGAUCAAUGCCAUCCAUAACAACCGAUGUAGACUGGGAUUCAGUUGUAUCUAUAACGAGCUAUUGCCUUAGAGGAGCCGGGAGCAGUACGCAUUACGAGUAUGAGGUUAGGAUAUACACUGUUGACGAUCGGUGGUGCAUUCUUCGGAGAUACAGUCGAUUUAGGGAUCUGCAUAUUGCAAUGAAGGCUCGAUAUAGGGACAAGGUGUCCACAAUACCGUUCCCCUCGAAAAUACUCUUUUCAAACUCCGACUCUGUGGCUCAAUCGAGGAAGCGUCAGUUGGAAAUGUACUUACGACGGUUGAUCGAGACCUGCAGAAACCAUCCCAUGUGUCCCUUAGCCUACGGCGGUCCAAUUACCAAAGCUGCCUUGAUCAACUUCUCGCCCUUCUUCAGAAAAGGUAUUUUUGAGAACGGGAAAUAUGGGACUUCUUGA
Messenger RNA from Anoplophora glabripennis (Asian longhorned beetle), 3591 nucleotides. RefSeq names its product kinesin-like protein Klp98A (gene Klp98A). Lineage: Eukaryota; Metazoa; Arthropoda; Insecta; Coleoptera; Cerambycidae. Gene Ontology annotation, molecular function: microtubule motor activity; phosphatidylinositol binding; microtubule binding. The transcript has 21 exons. Gene Ontology annotation, biological process: microtubule-based movement. The coding region runs from base 1 to 3591 and encodes 1196 amino acids. The record is from RefSeq and is a predicted model, not a curated record.